This is a messenger RNA of Lodderomyces elongisporus, 741 nucleotides long. RefSeq lists its product as uncharacterized. The record is from RefSeq and is a predicted model, not a curated record. Gene Ontology annotation, molecular function: 4 iron, 4 sulfur cluster binding; NADH dehydrogenase activity. Gene Ontology annotation, cellular component: membrane. Lineage: Eukaryota; Fungi; Ascomycota; Pichiomycetes; Serinales; Debaryomycetaceae. The transcript has a single exon. Gene Ontology annotation, biological process: mitochondrial electron transport, NADH to ubiquinone; mitochondrial respiratory chain complex I assembly. The coding region runs from base 1 to 741 and encodes 246 amino acids.
AUGUUUAGACCACUUAUAACAAACGGCAGAUCAUUGCUCAAGGCCCAACAACACCAAUUCCUCACAUCAUCCUCACCUUCCAGCAGCUCCAGUAUUAGAACCACGGUACGAUUACUUUCUUCAUCUCAAACGGUUUUCAAGCCUGCGUUGGCAGCAGAGACCACAGAAUACUUGACCACUGCUGGAUCCACACAAGCUGCAUGGCCAAAACACUUUCGUCAACCAAAGCCAAAGACAUGGGAGGAAAGCUCAGAAUCUGCAUUGUCGAAAGGUACCAAAUACUUUUUCCUUUCUGAAAUUUUCCGUGGUAUGUACAUUUGUCUUGAGAUGUACUUUCGUUCUCCAUACACCAUUUAUUAUCCAUUUGAAAAAGGUCCUAUCUCGCCAAGGUUCCGUGGAGAGCACGCAUUGAGAAGAUAUCCAUCGGGUGAAGAGAGAUGUAUUGCUUGUAAAUUGUGUGAGGCUAUUUGUCCUGCCCAAGCCAUUACCAUUGAAGCUGAGGAAAGAGCAGAUGGCUCAAGAAGAACAUACAAGUACGAUAUUGAUAUGACCAAGUGUAUCUACUGUGGAUACUGUCAGGAAUCAUGUCCUGUGGAUGCCAUUGUCGAGAGUCCAAAUGUCGAGUACAGUACCGCUACCAGAGAGGAGUUGUUGUACAACAAGGAGAAAUUGUUGGAUAAUGGUGACAAAUGGGAACAGGAAUUGCAAUACUGUAUUGAUGCUGAUGCUGCAUACCGUUAA